GACUGAUUAGUGCACACCACUUCCUGGUUUUAUAGUCCCUCCCCCCUGCCGCCAGCAGGGGCAGCAGAGAGAAUGGGGAAUUUUGUAAAAUCAUUAAUAUCUCUGUCAUUUUUCAUCGACGGGAAAAAUCCUCGGCACACAUACGGCGGAGGGGGGCUCUGAGCAAGGUGGCCAAAAAUGGCGGUCGUGGUGGUAGCGUUCUCUCGGAAAUCGCAGCACAGAUGGCCGAAACCGGUCAAGAACAGACUUUUAGUAAUAUAGGUAAAUAUGGACACACUGAUCUGUUCUGUAUUCAUGCCUACUAUGUUCGGGGGUGCUAAAGCAAAGCAAGAAUUUCAUUGUCCUAUCAGGGACACAUGACAACAAACUCACUUGAACUUGAACUUGAAAUGUUGCCCAGGAGAUACACAAAGGAGCGUUAUAGACAAAGUUACAUUUGACAAUGUGAAGCUCACGUCAGAAUUUCACAAUUGUAACAUCGUCAAGAUAAGAAUAGACCGAGGAGAUGUCAUCUUAUGUUGCCGCUCGGUACAUAAGUAGCCGUGCUGUGUCCGUUGUGUGUUGUAUCCAGCAAGGUUCGGAAGGGAAGAUGUGCAGGAGUGUGGCAGUUCUCUUGUCUCUGGCUGUGCUUGCACUAUGGGUCACAAGUAGUAUCGAAGAUUGUUCCUGCCUGGAACCUACCCUUUGCCAGCCUCUGCCCGCAACAAAACGCUACCCAGUGCAGCUCUUUGCAUUUCACGGUGGAAGUAAUGAAUGGAAGCAUUACGACUGGUCAAAGAUCACAACUAUUAUCACAGGUGGAGCUUAUGACCAAGAGCUUCUGUGCCAUGCUCACGCUCGCAACGCUCGAGUUGUCACGGAAGAGGCAAUAGGGAAAUUUGACCUGUCAGACCAUCGUGAGCAAAAUUGGAUCACCAACAAAUUGCACACGAUUCAACAGCGAUAUUUGGACGGAAUUCAUUUGAGAUUUGAUUCUGUUCUUGACGCUACAUUUUCUGCCAAACUGCCCAACCUGAUUCAUGAGAUCAAAAUCAGGUUCAAGCAAAGCAUGCCAGGAUGCCAGAUCUCAUUUAACGCUCCUUGGAAUUGUAACACCAGUACUACAGUUUGCUCUGACCUUGUCUCAGCUUCCAAAUAUGCCGAUUAUGUACAUGUGACCUCAUAUGAUGUGCAGGUGCAUAUGUGGACAGAUUGCUUUGCAAAGGCAAAUGCUCCCUAUCAUCAGAUCCGAACAGGAAUCUCCAGUUAUAUCGAACAGGGCGUUAAUUCCAAGAAGAUAAUAUUGACCGUUCCAUGGUUCGGUUACGAUUAUACUUGCAAUCACUUUAUUGAGGCAGGUAGAUGUGAAAUAGAAAAGGUAGCUUUUGAAGGAGCGCCGUGCAGUGGUGUCAAGGCCUCCGGGAUCCCAUACAAACAGAUCAUGAAACUAUUGCUCAAGUCAAUGUCCGGCAGGAUUUGGGAUGACGACCUGAAAGCCCCAUAUUUUGUCUACAAGAAAGAGAAGGCAUUCCACGAGGUCUGGUACGAUGAUCCAGAGAGCAUUUCAUUGAGGACGACUUUCUUGAAGAAGUUCAAGCUGGGAGGCAUUGGCAUGUUGAAUGCAGACUUUGCCAACUAUAGUUCUGACCCCAUUGUUGCGAUGAAAACUGAAGAGAUGUGGAACGCUCUCUGCCCUCCCUGAGAGAAACGCCAAGCUUACGGUCAUUUCAUUGUCAUCAAAUGUGACCAUUACACUUUGCAAUUAAACCUGGCAUUGAGUGAGCUAACACGGAACACACACACAAUUAAAAUAUUCAUGCCGAUCUGGGGAUUAGUGCUUUGUCUAAAGAAGGAAUUAUUAUCAACAGAAUAAAAACAAUAUAACUACAUAACUCAUCCCUUCCCAACCAAACUCCCCCCUCCCCAGGUACCUUUCCCUGAAAAUGUAGAAGAUGCAACGCCUGUCGCUAUACCUCCUCCCUCAACUCUGUUCAGAGACCCUGACAGACCUUUCAGGUUAGGCAGAGCUUCACAUGCAUCUCCUCUGACCUCAUCUACUGCAUCCGUUGUUCAAGAUGUGGACUCUUAUACAUUGGCGAGACUGAACGCAGACUGGGCGAUCGUUUUGCUGAACACCUUCGCUCAGCUCGCGUGAACCCAUUUGAUCUCCCUGUUGCUGGACACUUUGAUUCACCUUCCCAUUCUUAUCUUUCUGUUCUCAGUCUCCUCCAUUGUCAGAGUGAGGCUACAAAUUGGAGGAACAGCACCUCAUAUUUCGCUUGAGUAGCUUACAGCCCGGAGAUAUAAAAAUUGAUUUCUCUCACUUCAGGUAGCCCUGGCAUUCCCUCUCUCUAUCCCUCCCCCACCGAAGCAGCAACAUUUCUAGUGUUCACCCAUAAUAAAGAGCUAACAAUGGCCUGUUUCUUUUAUCAUCGUUAUUUUUUUGCAUAUCUUUCAUUCAUUGUUCUUUAUCUCUCGACAUCAUCGAAUAUAUUUGUUGUUUCCCUUAUCUGUAACCAG
Molecule: messenger RNA, 2499 nt
Organism: Leucoraja erinaceus (little skate)
Lineage: Eukaryota; Metazoa; Chordata; Chondrichthyes; Rajiformes; Rajidae
Product: di-N-acetylchitobiase-like
Exons: 7
Coding region: 506-1681 (391 amino acids)
Biological process (GO): chitin catabolic process; carbohydrate metabolic process
Cellular component (GO): extracellular region
Molecular function (GO): chitinase activity; chitin binding
Source: RefSeq, a predicted model, not a curated record